Molecule: messenger RNA, 270 nt
Organism: Chaetura pelagica (chimney swift)
Lineage: Eukaryota; Metazoa; Chordata; Aves; Apodiformes; Apodidae
Gene: TIMM9
Product: translocase of inner mitochondrial membrane 9 homolog (yeast)
Exons: 3
Coding region: 1-270 (89 amino acids)
Source: RefSeq, a predicted model, not a curated record
AUGGCUGGACAAAUAUCAGAAUCUGAUCAGAUCAAGCAGUUCAAGGAAUUUCUUGGAACCUACAAUAAAAUUACAGAAAACUGCUUUCUGGAUUGCAUAAAGGAUUUCACUAGCAGAGAGGUUAAACCAGAAGAGAUGACUUGCUCAGAUCACUGCCUACAGAAGUAUCUAAAAAUGACACAAAGGAUCUCCAUGAGAUUUCAGGAGUACCACAUUCAGCAGAACGAAGCUCUGGCAGCUAAAGCAGGACUGCUUGGCCAACCUCGUUAG